UUCUUUACGAACACCCCGCCGCUGUUGCCUUGUACCACACUCAGAGCUUAAACAAUCACAACGACAGAUUUCUGUAAUACGCCUCAUAAAGGGCUCGACACUUGAGCCCGAAGAGUUUUUCGGCAGCAAUAUUCCGCCUUACGCAAUCCCAUCGCACACCUGGGGCAAUGACCAGGUGACAUUUGUUGACCUUCCUCUCUAUACACCGGAGACACGUGCCCGAGUGGGAUACCAGAAGAUUGAGUUUACCUGCUAGCAAACAAUGCGUGAUACACUCAAUUAUGCAUGGGUCGAUACGUGCUGCAUUGAUAAAAGAUCUAGCUCAGAGUUUUCCAAGGCUAUCAAUUUUAUGAUUGCUUAGUACAGGGACGUACGUCGUUGCUAUGCAUAUCUCUCAGACGUCCUGGGAGAAGAGAUGGGUGAACAGUUUCGCAAAGUAGAUGGUUUACCAGAGGCUGGAUGCUACAAGAACUCUUGGUACCGAGAGACGUUGUCUUCUACAACUACCAGUGGCACCAGUUAGGUCGAAAGUCUGGCCAUUCGGAGUUGAUAUCCGAAAUGACGGAAAUAGAUGAGGGCGCUUUGACAGAAAUGAGUAGCACAUGGCAUGAGAAUGGUAAUAUAUCUGAUGCCUAUUGCGCCUCACCAAGAGAGACGAUCCGUACAGAAGACAUGACUUACUGUCUGUUGGGGAUUUUCAGCAUCAACAUGCCGCUGCUAUACGGGGAAGGUGGCCGGGCCUUUCAUCGCCUGCAAGAAGCGAUCAUUGGAAGUGUGAACGAUGACUCGAUACUCGCUUGGGGGCCGCAG
Messenger RNA from Bipolaris sorokiniana ND90Pr, 810 nucleotides. RefSeq lists its product as uncharacterized. The annotation marks the transcript as partial. The transcript has 2 exons. The record is from RefSeq and is a predicted model, not a curated record. NCBI's taxonomy places the organism in Eukaryota, Fungi, Ascomycota, Dothideomycetes, Pleosporales, Pleosporaceae.